Orbicella faveolata is the source of this 25980-nucleotide messenger RNA. RefSeq lists its product as uncharacterized. Lineage: Eukaryota; Metazoa; Cnidaria; Anthozoa; Scleractinia; Merulinidae. The record is from RefSeq and is a predicted model, not a curated record. Gene Ontology annotation, cellular component: cytoskeleton.
AGCAGGUUGCGUCGCCUUUCGCAGAGAAAAUCGUGCCGGUUAUUUUUAUGCGCCGAGAAUGCGCAGAUCUUUGCUUUCGUUAAAACGAUUUAUUCAAAUGAAGCUGUAAAGAAGUAUAUGGAAAUCUUCGUCUUGAUUUAUGCUUGAAAACACUCAUUAUGACAAAAGAACAGUUGUGGAUUUUGCCCACGGGUGGUCAUGUUCACACGCAGCCAAAACAGGGCCAUCUCGAGCAAAUUGAGAUCUCUGUGUAUAAUGGAGGACAACAGACGUAGAGAAAAAGUAAAUAACUUACGAUUAGAAAUUGAAAACCUAGAGUUGAAGGCGGCCGUUGAGUCGAAGGAAAGUGUUAUUCAACUCCUUCGCGAGGAAGUAAAAGCUGUACGCGAGACAAAAGAGACGAGAUCGGUAACAACAGAGCGUUUUUAUCGUGAAAAUGAAGUUCAAGAGCUUCACAGCGCGGUACAGAGCAAAGACAUUGCUGUUAAACAACUGAAGGAAGGACUCACCAGCGCACAUCAAAACAUUGAACAGGUGCACCAACAGUACGCACGCGCGAGAGGAGAGCUUGAAGCGAAAGACGCCACGAUCAGCAGGUUGCAUCAAGAAAAUGACAAAUUGCAAGAAACACUGGAGGCGACCCAAAAUGAACGACUGCAAACGCUCGAUAGGCUCAGCGGUGUGCAAGCAGAGCUCUCCGUGGUGCGUGUUGACAAGAACUGGUUAGAAAGCCAGGUAAAACUGCAGCAAGAAAGCCACUCGAGUGAACGCUUGGUCAGUGAGCGAACAGAAACAGUCAAGGGUAGAGACGGGUUAGUGUUUACUAUGGAAAGUGUCUCUAAAGACAAGCAAACGUUGCAGGAAUUGAUAAACACUGCUUCGCAUUAUGAGGAAAUUAUACGCAGUUUGGAAGGUGGGAGCCGAAGCGACGGGCUUAGCGCACGAGAAUCGCAUCGACUUGCUUCGGCAACGAGUCCGAGACACGGCGAAAUGUCGAACAUUGACGAGAAUUACGUGAUCGAGCUUGGAAGUAAAAUGUCGGAGGUUGAAGAACGCUUGAAGAAAGCUGUGGUGUCGCAGAAGUAUCAGCUGCAAGCUGAGAGGGAACAAUUAAUUCAGGAAUUCAAAAAUAUGCAAACCCAGCUUCUCCAACAUCAAAGACACCAUGAAAUUCAGAAGAAUGAAAUAUCAUCAAAAGAAACUCUGAUACAGAGACUUAAAACUGCAAAAGCAACUUUGGAGAUUGAAGUUGAAACACUUAAAAGUGAUCUGGCAGCUAGCCGAGCGGAGAGCGACAAAUAUUUACAGGAGCAAAGAAAAUUCCAGCACGACUUGACUUCGUCAAGAAGUAAAAUCUCCAAACUUGAAGCGGAAUUGGAAAACGAGAGAAGGCAAAGAGAAAUGGAAAAGCAUAGGGUUCAAGAAUUUGAUUCACGUAGUCAAGCAGAGAGAGAAGAAUUGUCCAAACUAAAAAUUCAGUUUCGAGAACAGUACCUGUCGAACGAGAACCACAUACGAGAGAUUGCUGCCAAAGAUAAUCUUGUCCGCCAGCUGCGAGAGAGACUGGAAGCUAGCGAGGUUGAAAUCGAUAAGUUCAAGUCGAUGCGCACCGCUGUACAAGUAACGCAGACGGAAGUUGGCCGAGAAAGAGAGAAUUUGCAAGAGAAGCUACUCGCCUCGGAACGAAGAUUUGCCGAAUUACAAGCCACCUACGAAGACUGCCGACAAAAGAACGAAAGACUACAUCGUGAAUUACAAGAACACCAACAGAAACAUUCUAGAAUCGACGUAGUUGAAGAUUCUCUUGAGCAAAUGAAACUGAGUCUUGAAAAUGACUUGCUGAUUGCUCAGAAGAAGUUGUCUAAGCUAGAGAGCGCUUAUGACAGCUGUCAAAAAGAGAAGCUACAGCUACAGCAAGAAUUACUACCAGCGAACACAAAAAUUACUCAGUUGAAAAACGCACAGGAAAGCUGCCAACAGCAGAAGGCACAACUGCAGCAGGAAGUUCUUUCAUCGCACAAGCGGCUGGGUGAGUUUGAAGCUAAAAUCGAGCUGCAAAGACAGGAAAAGGCAGAUGUUCAACGCGACAUGAAAGCUCUAGAGAACCGAUUUAACAAAGUGGAGCAACAACUUCAACGAACUGUAAGUGAGAAGCAAAGCCUGAUAGAGAAGUUAGAGGAGGCCAACAGACGUUUGUUGAAUGUUUCAGAUGACGGGAAACGAAGAGAAUUUGAAUGGCAAGAUCACCAGAAGAAGUUUGACGAACUGAGCUCAGAGAUUCACAAGAAAGACAAGACAUUGUAUCAGCUUAGAGACGAAAAAGAGCUCCUGGAGGCUGAAAUUCAGCGAUUCAAGCAAGACUUUGAAACACUGAAUAAAGAGCUCGCCGCAUGUCAGCGGGAGAAAGGGAACCUGCGAAAUGAACUGGCCUCUGAACGACAGUCAAACUCCGAGGUCGAAAAAGACUGUGGACGUCUGAAGCAAGAACAAGAAAAACUUCAACAAGAAUUGAAUUCAAUGAAAGACAACAACGCCCAGUGGAAAGAAAUGUGUGAUAAGAUCCAGCAUGACAAGGAAAGAUUGCAACAGGAACUGCUGGCAGCCCAGAGGAACAUUUCCAGAUACGAGUCGAAUCAGGAGAGCGACAAACGGUCCUCACAGCAGGACACUAUGGUAUUGAGGACCAAGAUAAGUGUGCUUGAAAGCGAAGUUCAGGAACUAAGGAGGAACGAUGAGAUCUCUAAAACUAAGACGUUAGAGAUUGAGAAGUGCAAAGCGGACUUGAGUAAAUUAGAAAGAGAGGUUGACGACGGCGCCAGAAAGAUUGAACGAUUAACAAAAGAAAGCGAGAUGAAGGAAAGUUUUCUCCAGCAACUGAAAAGAGAAAAUAUGUCUCUGAAAAGGGAGUUGGACUCUGCUCUUAAGGAUUCCGGGGAAUAUUCCACAAGUUAUGUUUCUGAGUCAAGAGCAAUCGAAGUUGAGGUUGAAUUACUUCAAAAUCAACUUUCGGGCACAAAUUCGCAGAUGAAAGAACUGGAAGAAGACCGCGACUCUUUGCGACAGAAGAACCUGGAGCUUCAAAAGGAAAUUGUUUCACUAGAGGCGAAGAGCUCGGAAUUGGAAAGGGCUUAUGGAAGACUACAAGAUCAAGAAAGAAGACUUCACCACGAAUUAGAAGGCUGUAAGAACACAAUUAAUCAGCUUGAAAAAGAGCUUUUCAUCCAUCAGGAUACCAAAGGCAAACUUGAGGGCGCGUUUGAGAAUUCUGAAGACAAAAAAGACGAGUUGGCAAGAGAAAUACUGGACACAAGGAAGAAGCUAGCAGAACUGGAAAACUUGUACAAGGUUACGAAGAACGAUGGCGAGUCUAGGAGGGAGGCGGAUCGUGUUAAGAUUACAAAGCUUGAAAGCCAAGUGGAGAGUUUGUCAAAGCAGAAACAACAAAUGCAGCAACUACUGGAAGAGACCAGGGAUGCAGCGCGAAGGUACCAGGACGAACUUCACAAAACAGAAACAAAACUUCAAGAACUGCAAAGGGACUCAGAAGGAUAUUACAAAAAUAUUCACUCUAAAGAAGCACUGAACAAAAGGAUCCGCCAGGAGAAAGAAACCAUCGAGAAGGAACUCGAGAGCGUUCAAGUCCAGUUGGUAAACACCGCUUCCAACGUGGAGUCCUUUGACAUGGAGAGGUAUGAGCUGAUGCAGGAAAUGCGUCUAGCAAAAGACAAAGUCCAGGAAUGGGAGAGUGCUUACAAGAUGCUGCAACAAGAACAUAAGAGUCUGGAGAAGGAACUGAGAAGCGCUCAAAGGAUGGUCAAUGAAGUUGAAAACGAGUUUAAUAAAAGUCAAAAGGACCGCCAGAAUGAAAUCCGCACAAAUCAUCUUAAGGUGAGCAAGUUCGAGUCACAGGUGCAAGUGGUUCUCAAGCAGAGAGACUCGCUGAAAGAGCAGCUGGAAGACGUUCGUGACGAGUUAAGAAAAACUAAGGACGAAUACACACAUCUGCAGAAAGAAUUCAUUCAACACCAGCAGAGAUGUGAUGCAUAUAGAAAAGAGCUCUUGGCAAAAAGUCAUCAGAUAGACAAGUUGGAAGAUGAGAAAAACGCCUUACAGAGGAAGAUGGAGCAGAUGAGAGUGGAGCUCGGACAGAAUGAGAUGACGGGCCAAGCCGUGAAGCAGAAGAGAGAUAUCUUAGAAGGGGAUUUGCAGUCAGCUAGUGAUAAAAUAACAGAGCUUGAAUAUGCUCUGACCUCACUGCGAUCGGAGAAAGAAGAGAUUCAAAAGGAUCUGUACCGAGUUACAAGCAAGCUUACCACUGUAGAGGACUCAUACGCUAAGGCUCAGGAAAAAGUGAAAGAUCUGGAAAUUCAGCUGAACGCAGCUCGUAAGGUUAUAGGUGAUCUAGAAGAAGAGCUGUCCAUAAUCAAGAACAAAGCGUCCCAGCUUGAAGCAGAUCACGGGUUCAAGUUUGCACAGAUUGACGAUUUGGAGGAAAAGCUGGAUGCAGCUCACAGAAGCUUAUCCGAGAUAGAAUCAGCGUACGAGUGCAGUGAGCGUGAGAAAGAAGAUCUUAAACAACAGCUGACACACGCAGAAAGGAAAGUGUCCGAGCUUAGACAAACCAUCCAAAGAAACGAAGAAGAAAAUGAUGAUUUGGAGAGACAACUGGACAGCACUCGACACCGGACAACAAAGCUUGAAAGUCAGCUAAGUCAAGCACAGAAGCAAAAGGUGCAGUACAAAGAUCAGCUGGAAGAUGUCAGAGCAAAGCUGCUGAAGUGCAAAGAUGAGCUAGGAACUGUGCAAAGUCAGUUGUAUGACUGUCAAAGAAGCCUGGACGUCUUAAGGAAAGAUACAGCGAACAAGGACAGCACCAUUACAGAGCUGCGAGGAAAGUGCUCUUCGUUAGAGUCGACGUUAGGGCAAACUGGUGAAGCGCUCGCGAAGCAGCAGACUGAGAAUGAUCUACUUCAACAAAGUAAACGUGAUCUUCAGGAAGAGCUCUUGCAAAACCAAGAAAAGUUCCAGGAACUUGAAGCCAUGUAUAAGCUUUGUGAACACGAGAAGCAACGACUCGAGGAAGAGAUUCACUCGUUUUACAAGAGACUUGCAGAGCUGCAGGGUUCCUAUCAAACGUGUGAGCACGACAAAAUGGACGCACAGCGCCAGGUUAUGGUUCUGGAACAGAAAGUGAACAACCUAGAGGUCGUUUUAGGACAGACACAAAGGGAGAAAGCGAGCCUAGAGUAUCACUCGGGAGAUCUGAACGUUUCAAAUAAGAAGGCAGUUGAGGAAUUGGCAGUGGUCAAAGUUCGCUUGGAAGAGAACCAGAAGUCAUUCAGCGAGUUUUCAAGCGAGUUGUUUGAGAAAGAAAGGGUUAUCGAGGAGUACAAGAUUAAGAUAACUACACUCACGACUGAAAAUGAUUAUCUGAACUCGGAGGUAACAAAGAAGAAGGAACAACUUUGGCAACUGGAGAACGACAGACGAAAGUUGCAGGACAAGUGGAGAGAAACAAGCGACGAAGUAAUAAGGAUGAAGCCAUUGUGGGAGACUGCCCAACGCAAAAAGGAACAGAUCGAUACAGAACUGCAAGCAAACCGAAAGAAGGUAGCAACAUUGGAAUCUGUUUUGAAGAAAAAUGAAGAGCGAACGAUGCAGACUGACAAGGAACUUAACACGUGUAAGAACAAGAUCGCACACCUCGAAACCGAGCUGAAUUCGUUACGAAGGAAGGUCUCCGUAAUGGAGUCACAUUAUGAAGAGGCAAGAAAAGAACUGGAUGACGUAAGAGAGGAGUUACGAGGAGCGCAGGAGAAAAACACAAGCUAUUCCAUUCAGCUUGAUACCGCAAAAAGUGAACAGCUGGAUCUCAAACAGCAGAUUGCAGUCUUGGAGAAAGACGCUGCAGAGCACGAGGAAGAAAUCUCAAGCCUUCGAGGAAAGAAGGAGUCUUUAGAGGAGGACCUUUUCACCGUGCGCAACAAACUGACACAGAUGGAGUCGACAAUUAACGCCCUUGAAACACAGAGGACGAAUUUGAAGGAGCAGCUGAGUGAUUCAAGGGACAAGAACGUUGACCUAAAAGAGGAAAAUAUGAGAAUUGCCAGCCAACUGAAAGAGCAACAAGGAGUUGCCGAGUCGUUGAAAAAGGCUCUUGCGAAGAAAGAGAAGACAAUUGAGGAAUUGAACGAAAGAAUUGCUGAAUUAGUAACGGAGUUAGAAACACUUCGACAAGAAGGAAUGACGAUAAAAGUAUCCUGCGCGAGUCUGCAAGGUGCACAGGAGGACUUGAGUUUCAAAUUAAUGGAAUACGAGAGCAAGGAGGAAAAGACACAAAACGACCUUCAAGAACUUCGUGAUUCUCGGGAUGAGAUGGAGCGGGAAUUGAACAUCGCCGUGCAAAAGAAUUUGGAGCAAGAGAAUCGAAUGAAGAGUUUACAGCGAGAAAAAGACAGACUUAGGUCGAGUUUGGACGAGACUGUAAGAAAGCUGACCAAACAGUCUGAAGACGGAUCGAGAUCACAGAAAGAACUGCAAGAAAACCAGAGGAUCAUCGAACAACUUACAAAUGAAAACCGAGCGAUGGAUUCUCAAAUUGAGGAACUCAGAGCUGUGAAAGCAGCGGUAGAAAGCGAACUGGCUGACAUUCGGUCGGAAUAUGAGGAAAGUAAAUCAAAGAAUGAAGCAAUUGAGAAAGAUAUGAAAGAUUCCGAUCAUGAACUUAAGCGGUUCAAAGAUGAUGUUUCACGAUUAGAGGACUUGGUGGCUGACUUAGAGAAGGGGAAAUACGCCUUGGAAAAGGAUCUGCAGCAAUCCAACUCAAAGUGUUUGAAUUUCGAAAGUUUGCUCGUUAAAUGUGCUCAGUCCGAAAGCGAUCUAAAGCAUGAGCUCCAAAGUUCCAGCAACAAGAUCUUAGCAUUGGAAUCAGAAUGCAAGUUGUCAAAGCAACAAAGCAAUGAAAUCAAACGUGAAAACGAAAUUCUAGGAAGGAAAGUGCGAGAUCUCGAUGAACUAUUUAGGAAGAGUGACAGAGAAAGGAAGGAAGUAAGACAAGAAUUGAUUUUAACACAGAGCAAGUUAGCAGACCUGGAAUACAAGUACGGUUAUGAAUACAAUGAACGUAGUUCACUCAGUGCUCAACUAGAAGAUGCCAAUAGCCAAGUCUCUGCAGCUUUAGACAAAGCUCUCAGUUUAGAACAAAAAGUCGCAGAGCAGAAGAUUCUUCUUGACAUGGCGAACAAGGAAGUAGACGACAAAGAAGAAGUUAUCCGACAGCUGAAGAACAGCAAAAUGUUUCUUGAAGGGCAAAGAGAUAAUUUGAAACAGAACGCUGUGUCUGGAAAGGAAGAAGUCGAACGUCUGCAGCAAGAGAUAAGUCGAUUUCAACGCGAAAACUUUCAACUGCACAAAAAGACAACUGAACUGGAGUCAAAGCUUCGAAAAACUGUAGCAGAGAAAGACCGAGCUCGAGACGAAGCAAGUACAUGUAAAGAUGAUCUCUUUGUACUGAAAAACCAACUGGAUGAGUCUCAAGAAGCCAAAGAGGUUCUUGAACAUCAGCUCGAGGAGUACAAGCAAACCGCCCUGAACUACAAAAAUAGUUUCGUGUCAUUUCAGAGACAGGUAACCGAGCUGACUGGCCAGUGUGACGUGUUCAAGGAGACCCUCGACGCAAGAGAAGGAUCGAUUGGGCAAUUAAGAGAAGCCAAGCGAAUAUUCGAAGACGAAAUGGAACGUCUUCAGAACGCCCUUAAAGAGAAGGAAAGGGAGAAUGAUUCGUUGAUGACAAAGAGGAAGGAGCUGGACUCUAGCCUAGGCUCUGCAUUAAUGCAGCUAGCCGAGGCAGAGGGCUCCUUGAAGGUGACCAGAGAAACUGUUACAAGAUUGGAAGGCGACUCGGAUUCUCUGAGGAGUAAACUCAGUGACAUGGAAAACAAGAUGGUGGAUCUUGAACAGAGAGAGAAGGAUGCUCACCGAAAUAAUAUAGUUUUGAAGUCGCAAAUUUCAAGCCUGGAAUCUGGUUACCAGACCAGUCAAGAGGAUCGUGUUGAUCUGGAGCGGGAAGUUCAAUCCCUUCAGGCCGAGCUGGAAGACAUGAGGACAUCACGCGAGGAAGAUCGUGAAGAACUCGUGAAUUUGAGAUCCGAGGCUCAGGCAAGCAGGAAUAAAGUUUACGCCCUUGAAACACAACUUCAGCGAAUUGAAAAGAUCAAGGAUAGUUUGGAACAACAGGUGAAUAUAUUUACAUCAAAAGGCAGCGACAAUAACAGUGAACUUAUUCGUCUUCAACGUAAAGUGCAGGAACAAAACCUGCUUCUGGAGUCUCACAGCAGAGACUUCGCAAACAAGGACGAAACGAUUGAGAUGUUCAAAGCAGAGAACAGGACUUUGAAAGCGGAUGCCAGUAGUCUACAAGAGGAAAAUGCCAGGAUCAGGUCAAGUAUAGAUAUUCUUCAACAACGGAAAGAUGCAGCUGAUAAGGAAUUGUUCGAUGCUUUGAAGCAAGGUUCGGAGUUUGAGCUUCGUCUUGUUGCAGCUCAGGAAGAGAACGAGGAGUUAAACAAAGAACUAGCAGAAAAGCAAGAGAAGGCUACCAAUCUUCAAGAGGAAUUAUAUCGAGCACUGAAAGACUUGGCGAGUCUAAGACACGAGCUGGAAGACACACAGUCUCGAGCAACAAAGACUAAAGAUGACGUUGCUGAGUUGCAAAGGCAGCUGAAUGAGAAAGAGGCCAGUUUUGAAACGUGUAGAAGCAGCAGCGAGGAUAAAGACAACAAAAUUGGUUCUUUGCAGUUGGAAGUGAAUACAUUGGAUCAAGAAUUGAAGUCUUUGUCAGAGGAACUGUCCAACGAGAAGGAAAAAUAUCAACAUGCUCAAGACGAAAUAAGGAACCUGCAAACAGAGUUAGACAUUCGAGAAGCAAGUGUAACAGACUUUGAGGAAACCGCAGAACGUCUCAGAAAUGAAAACGAGAAUUUGAAGAAAGAUGUGUUAUCUUCCAAAGAAAUCGAGGCGGACAUUAGAGAAAGAUAUCAGGCCGUGCAACGAGAGCAGGAGAACCAACAACUUGAGCUUGCAACACUGCAGCAGAAACUCAUAUACGUGGAAGAGAGAUACAGUAGUGUUGCUGAAGAUAAAGACAAGCUGAAGGAGGAGUGCAUCGCACUCAAACGAGAUACCUCGGAGAUGAAGAUUGUGCUAGAUGGCGUACAGCGAGAGAAAACUAAAAUUGAAGGCGAGUUGACAGUUGUGAAGCAGCAGAGCACAGACUUACAAAGCAGGAUAACUAACAUUCUUCGAGAGAAAGACAAAUCUACUGAGGAAGUCUCGUCAAUGAACAGCUCAUUGGCCACUUUGCAAGUGGAUUAUAAAAUGAUUUUGUCUCAAAAGGAAGAAAAGGACAAGGAAAUAAUCGAUCUUAAUAACAAACUGUCGAAAACCGAGCUUGAAUACCGAGACUGUGACACAAGAAAGGCCUCUUUACAAGGAGAAGUCAGCGGCCUGCAGAGGAAGGUGGAUGAGCUGGAGCACACGGUGGCUUAUCUGGAACAGAAAGACAAGGAACUUCAAACAGAAUUCAUCGAUUCUCACAAGAAAAUAACAGCUCUCGAUCAAGAGCUGAUUGUAGCUAAGAACAAGAUUACAAGAUUGGAAGCCUUCAGUGGCGUCACAGAGGGAAAGGUAAAGGUCCUCAACGAUGAUCUUUUCAAUGCGGAACAGAAAGUCUCACAACUGGAAAUAGCCUUGAGUGCAAGUCUUGAGAAGGAGUCUCAACAACAGAAAGAUCUCCUGGAUGCUUUCAAGAAAGCAACUGACUUUGAGGUCGCUUACCAAACAAGUCAGUCUGUGAAGAGCCAAUUGCAACAAGACAUUAACACGUAUAAGAAUAAGUUAACGACGAGUGAUCGUAAACUACAAAAAGAAAUCAAGGAAAGGACUCUACUGGAAAGCCAAUUACAGGAAGCAAAGCUCAAGAUUGACAAUCUCAAGUCUGAGUUGACAAGACAUCAGAGGAAGCUAACAGAACAGCAACAGCAAAGCGACACUAAACACAGGGACAAUGAAAGUAAAACAGCUGUCAUCGAGACACUUCAGUCGUCAAAGAAGAAUCUCGAAAACGAAGUUGAAAAUCUGAGAAGGGAUCUCGCAAGUGCGAAGUUUUACUCGGAGAAACUUGGACACGAAAACAAAGACUUGAAGCAUCAGUUAGAAGCGAGCCGAGAGCGCUUAGCAGACGUGGAGUCGGCCGCUGAAGUAAACUCACGCGAAUGCGACAGAUUAAACAGCGAAAUACUGCAGCUCGAGACUUCAUAUCAGGAGUCACAGCUGAUCUGCGAGAUGCUUAGGCAAGAAAAAGAAGGUCUUAAUUCCCAACUUCUUGAGGCUGCAACUCCAGACAUGGAUUUUGGACCUGCGGAGGACUCUGUAAAGAAAGAAAAAGAUGAGCUGGAAAGCCAACUGUCUAAAGUCAAAAGAGAACUGGAUGCCUUGAAAUCUGCACACGAAGAUAUGGCCACCGGGAAAGCUAAGGCAGAGGAACACCUUUCUGCGAUGACGAGAGAACUUAAUGAGCUCCAAGCGGAAAUUCAAACAUUUCGUCUCGAUAAUACUAGAAAAACCUUUGAGCUUGAAAGUGCCAAAAAGAGGCUGAGCGAGUUAGAGGUGUCUUAUGAACAGGUUAAACUGGCAAAGGAAAGGCUACAGGAAGACGCCAGUGAUUCGGAAAGGAAGUUGGUUUCCCUUGAGGCAAGGUACGAAUUGUGUGAAAGUCAAAAAAAUGACUCGAACAGGGAAGUGUUAAAUGUGGAAAAGAAGCUUGCGCUGCUUGAGUGUUCAUAUAACAGAAUUCGUGAAAGAGAGAUAGAUCUGGAACGGGAAAUUCUUGAAUCUCACAAGAGAGUCACAGAGUUAGAAUACGAUCUUCAAGCAAAGAAAGAGCUUUUGGAGGAGGCACAAAAUGCUGUACGAGACUUGGAAGAAAAGAAUGACGACUUACAAGUGGAAAUUCUUGACGCUCAGGGAAAGAUCAACGAGUUGGAGGCAACUUGUGAGAGUUUGGAGGAAAAGGCAAACAGCUGGGGAGAAGAAGCAAAGGCAGCUGAACAGCGAAUGAAGGACGCAGAAGAGGUUCACAUAUUUGGACAACUUGAGAAAUCAGAACAGCAGAAUGAACUUGCGGUGCUAAGGGAUAAUAUCUCAACUUUGGAGCGAGAUCUCAACAACAGUAAGAGAGAAAAGGAGGAAUUGCUUUCCCAAAUGGAUGAUUUGAGGAACACGAGUUUCUCAGAUCGUGAUGAUGUCAACAGCUUGAAGAAACAACUAAAGGAGCUAGAAAGGAAGGUUUCUGAAGCAAGCCGAGAAGCUGAAGAUAAAGCGGCCGCUUUAGACAACAUUCAGAGACAAAAGUCACUUCUCACGGAUGAGGUGGACACUAUCAGGAGGGAACUGUUUGAGAAGGAGAGAUCUCACGAGGACAUUACAAGAGAAAAAGACACAAUCGGCCAUGAACUGGAGAUGCUCAGAGAUGAAUUGGAAGAAAACAAGAGAAAGUUAAAAUCAAGUGAAGAAGAGAAGGAAAAGAUGCGAAAUGAAAUGAUAUCGACGCAUAAUCUUGUCUGCACAUUGCAAGAUAACAAUGAAACAAAUGAAGUUCAAAAUGGAAUGCUAGAACAGGAGCUUGAAUACUUGAAAAAGAAAGUUUCUGAUACAGAAAUGGAGUUACAAACGUACAAGAAAAAAAGCGAUAUUCUGAAACAAGAUCUUCGUAGUUUCCAAGAUGGUAGUUUCUCAAGUAGACCGGACCGAGAAUCCGCCCAAGAGGAGGUCAGGCUUCUAAGGAAUGAACUUCAAACCAAUACUGAAAAAUACCGAGAGCUUGAAAGGUUCUGUAAAGAAAGCGAAGACGAGAAAAUGAGGCUUCAGAAAGAGCUGUUGGACACACAUAAGAAGGCUUCCGAAAUGGUCAUAGCGCACCAGUAUUGUCACCAAGAGAAAAACGCAUUGCAAGACGAGAUCGCUUCUUUGAAACAAAGACUGAGGGACCUGGAGGAUAGGCAGGAUGACACCAAGGACAAAGCAGAUGAUCUUCAGGACGACAUCUUAGAUUUGCAUAGAAAACUGAGCAGAGCAGAAACCAUGUACGAACAAUCUCAAGAAGACAACAACAGACUGAACUCAGAGCUGGAAGAAGCACAGAAGAAAAUUCGCGCUCUUGAAGAUGAACUCUUCGGCAUGCGUCGUGAAAUGACCCAACUUAAAAGUAACAAUGACGAGAACAUUCGACUGCAGAGAUUACUGGACGACAAAACCAAGGAAGUAAAUUACUUACAAGAGCAGUUGGAUGACCGCGGCAAUAACUCUACGUUGGAGAAGAAUCGUCUGCGAGAUGAACUGGAGGAAGCCCUGGAGAGGCUGCAUAAAAGCGAAGCUGAAUUAUCAGCUAAAACCUUCGAGCACGACCGCGCUGAUGACGAACAUCAACGAAUAGUGUUCGAGAAAGAGACUCUGAUUAGUGAACUUAACGGUCAAAUUACCUCUCUUAACUUUGAAGUUUCCACUCUGAAAAGAGAACUAGUAUACAGCAGGGAUGACAAAGACAGUUGGGCCGAAGAACGAAAGAAUUACAGAGAAGAAGUUUUCAACUUAGGAAAAGAUAAAUCACGGGCUGAAGAAGAGCUUCGCCUUCUCAAAGAUGAUUAUGAAAAUACCAACGAAAGGUUAGCACUUGUGAAAAAGGAGAAAGAUUACUACGAAGAAGAGAACGGAAGAAUCAAGGAAGAACUGAGAGCGGCAAAUCUCGAGAUUGAGCGUUUGAAGCGAGAAAUGUCCAUGAGCAAAUAUGAAUACGAUUCGUUUGAGAGUGAAAAGAGCAGCCUCAAGGAGGAGAUUACCGCGGUAAAAUCAAGCAAGUCAGAACUUCAAGAGGACCUAUGGCGCGUUAAAUUGGAGUUAGAGAAACUAAAACGAGACGCCGGCGUAAGAGGGCGAGAGCGCGAGUCGUGGGAAAGGGAGAGAGUGAACUUACAAGACGAAAUCCAGACUUUCAGAAGUGAAAAACGCAACCUUGCCGAAGAGAACCGUGAACUUACUCGAGAAAAUGAAAGGCUCAAGGCUGAAGUAGCGUUAAAAGAUGAAGUCACCGAUGAUGCAGGGAAGGCAAGGAGGGAAAAAGAAGAGAUUUACUACGAAUACACAGUGAUAAAGGAGAAGUACACCAGGAUUGAAGAGGAACAUAGGAUCAUCGUGAUCGAGAAACAAAAAUUGGUUCAGGAGAAACAGAAUCUGGAGUUUGACCUCGAUGAUUGUAGAAGCAAGCUACGAAGGAUCGAGGACUCCAACAAACUCUCUGAGGACGAGAAGCGGCGGUUAGAGUAUGAAUUAAGGACAGCGAAGGAACGAAUCUUGAUUGUCGAGCGCGAGUUCGAUUCCAGAGCUAUAGAAAAAGAGCAGAUCUCUCAGGAAAUAAGCAGCACCAGAAUUGAACUCAGGAAAGUCGAAACCGAUCUGCAAAAUGCUUUGAGGAAGCUGAACGAUGCGAACAAUGACGUCACGGCGAAGCAGACUCGUCUCGAGAGACUGGAGCGAGAACUUGAAGAUCAGAGACGGGAGUGUAGGUCACAGGACCUGGAUCGAGAACGCAAGGCUAGUCAGAUUAGUAAUUUGCAGAAUACGAUUGAAGAACUGAAAAGCGAGAUCCAGAGUUUACAAGAUGAUCUGAUACUCAGUCACAGAGCGUAUGAGCAGUGUAAGAAGCAACUGGAAGAAGCAGAACUGUCAGAUCGCUCGGACGACAAAACAGAGACGUCGACACUUCGUGUAGACGUCACGGAAAGACCUCAGCAAGUAACAACACUGGACAUCGAUGUCAAACCGCAAGUAACUACACUGGAUAUCAAUGUGAGACCACAUACGACAUUUGACUACAGUUUUACACCACAGACUACGUCAACAGUAUUUGACUUGCCGUCACAGAAGCAACAAACGACCGACUACAGCUUCACCCAGCAGAGUAAUUCAACAGAGUAUGACCUUCGUGUAAGACAACGUGAAACAUCCGACUACGGCUACACCCCACAGACUACUGCAAGUGAAUUCGAAGUAACUCCUCAAACAACCACACUGGAUAUUGAUGUACCGGACCGUCACGAAACGACAGAAUUGGAAAUUAAUAUCGAAAGAGAAACCCAGCGCCCUCCCGUCGCGUCAUGGAGAACCAGAAAUACGUCAUCUUUCCAGGUGUAUAGAGACCGGAAGUAUAGUCCAGUGCAGUUUGCUCUUGAGGAAGAGGAAGAUGGAGAAUACGAGAUAGCGCAGAUUGAAAGUAGAAGCACGAGAAGAAGAUGGAAGUAUUCUGAAGAUAAAGCGGCCGCUUUAGACAACAUUCAGAGACAAAAGUCACUUCUCACGGAUGAGGUGGACACUAUCAGGAGGGAACUGUUUGAGAAGGAGAGAUCUCACGAGGACAUUACAAGAGAAAAAGACACAAUCGGCCAUGAACUGGAGAUGCUCAGAGAUGAAUUGGAAGAAAACAAGAGAAAGUUAAAAUCAAGUGAAGAAGAGAAGGAAAAGAUGCGAAAUGAAAUGAUAUCGACGCAUAAUCUUGUCUGCACAUUGCAAGAUAACAAUGAAACAAAUGAAGUUCAAAAUGGAAUGCUAGAACAGGAGCUUGAAUACUUGAAAAAGAAAGUUUCUGAUACAGAAAUGGAGUUACAAACGUACAAGAAAAAAAGCGAUAUUCUGAAACAAGAUCUUCGUAGUUUCCAAGAUGGUAGUUUCUCAAGUAGACCGGACCGAGAAUCCGCCCAAGAGGAGGUCAGGCUUCUAAGGAAUGAACUUCAAACCAAUACUGAAAAAUACCGAGAGCUUGAAAGGUUCUGUAAAGAAAGCGAAGACGAGAAAAUGAGGCUUCAGAAAGAGCUGUUGGACACACAUAAGAAGGCUUCCGAAAUGGUCAUAGCGCACCAGUAUUGUCACCAAGAGAAAAACGCAUUGCAAGACGAGAUCGCUUCUUUGAAACAAAGACUGAGGGACCUGGAGGAUAGGCAGGAUGACACCAAGGACAAAGCAGAUGAUCUUCAGGACGACAUCUUAGAUUUGCAUAGAAAACUGAGCAGAGCAGAAACCAUGUACGAACAAUCUCAAGAAGACAACAACAGACUGAACUCAGAGCUGGAAGAAGCACAGAAGAAAAUUCGCGCUCUUGAAGAUGAACUCUUCGGCAUGCGUCGUGAAAUGACCCAACUUAAAAGUAACAAUGACGAGAACAUUCGACUGCAGAGAUUACUGGACGACAAAACCAAGGAAGUAAAUUACUUACAAGAGCAGUUGGAUGACCGCGGCAAUAACUCUACGUUGGAGAAGAAUCGUCUGCGAGAUGAACUGGAGGAAGCCCUGGAGAGGCUGCAUAAAAGCGAAGCUGAAUUAUCAGCUAAAACCUUCGAGCACGACCGCGCUGAUGACGAACAUCAACGAAUAGUGUUCGAGAAAGAGACUCUGAUUAGUGAACUUAACAGUCAAAUUACCUCUCUUAACUUUGAAGUUUCCACUCUGAAAAGAGAACUAGUAUACAGCAGGGAUGACAAAGACAGUUGGGCCGAAGAACGAAAGAAUUACAGAGAAGAAGUUUUCAACUUAGGAAAAGAUAAAUCACGGGCUGAAGAAGAGCUUCGCCUUCUCAAAGAUGAUUAUGAAAAUACCAACGAAAGGUUAGCACUUGUGAAAAAGGAGAAAGAUUACUACGAAGAAGAGAACGGAAGAAUCAAGGAAGAACUGAGAGCGGCAAAUCUCGAGAUUGAGCGUUUGAAGCGAGAAAUGUCCAUGAGCAAAUAUGAAUACGAUUCGUUUGAGAGUGAAAAGAGCAGCCUCAAGGAGGAGAUUACCGCGGUAAAAUCAAGCAAGUCAGAACUUCAAGAGGACCUAUGGCGCGUUAAAUUGGAGUUAGAGAAACUAAAACGAGACGCCGGCGUAAGAGGGCGAGAGCGCGAGUCGUGGGAAAGGGAGAGAGUGAACUUACAAGACGAAAUCCAGACUUUCAGAAGUGAAAAACGCAACCUUGCCGAAGAGAACCGUGAACUUACUCGAGAAAAUGAAAGGCUCAAGGCUGAAGUAGCGUUAAAAGAUGAAGUCACCGAUGAUGCAGGGAAGGCAAGGAGGGAAAAAGAAGAGAUUUACUACGAAUACACAGUGAUAAAGGAGAAGUACACCAGGAUUGAAGAGGAACAUAGGAUCAUCGUGAUCGAGAAACAAAAAUUGGUUCAGGAGAAACAGAAUCUGGAGUUUGACCUCGAUGAUUGUAGAAGCAAGCUACGAAGGAUCGAGGACUCCAACAAACUCUCUGAGGACGAGAAGCGGCGGUUAGAGUAUGAAUUAAGGACAGCGAAGGAACGAAUCUUGAUUGUCGAGCGCGAGUUCGAUUCCAGAGCUAUAGAAAAAGAGCAGAUCUCUCAGGAAAUAAGCAGCACCAGAAUUGAACUCAGGAAAGUCGAAACCGAUCUGCAAAAUGCUUUGAGGAAGCUGAACGAUGCGAACAAUGACGUCACGGCGAAGCAGACUCGUCUCGAGAGACUGGAGCGAGAACUUGAAGAUCAGAGACGGGAGUGUAGGUCACAGGACCUGGAUCGAGAACGCAAGGCUAGUCAGAUUAGUAAUUUGCAGAAUACGAUUGAAGAACUGAAAAGCGAGAUCCAGAGUUUACAAGAUGAUCUGAUACUCAGUCACAGAGCGUAUGAGCAGUGUAAGAAGCAACUGGAAGAAGCAGAACUGUCAGAUCGCUCGGACGACAAAACAGAGACGUCGACACUUCGUGUAGACGUCACGGAAAGACCUCAGCAAGUAACAACACUGGACAUCGAUGUCAAACCGCAAGUAACUACACUGGAUAUCAAUGUGAGACCACAUACGACAUUUGACUACAGUUUUACACCACAGACUACGUCAACAGUAUUUGACUUGCCGUCACAGAAGCAACAAACGACCGACUACAGCUUCACCCAGCAGAGUAAUUCAACAGAGUAUGACCUUCGUGUAAGACAACGUGAAACAUCCGACUACGGCUACACCCCACAGACUACUGCAAGUGAAUUCGAAGUAACUCCUCAAACAACCACACUGGAUAUUGAUGUACCGGACCGUCACGAAACGACAGAAUUGGAAAUUAAUAUCGAAAGAGAAACCCAGCGCCCUCCCGUCGCGUCAUGGAGAACCAGAAAUACGUCAUCUUUCCAGGUGUAUAGAGACCGGAAGUAUAGUCCAGUGCAGUUUGCUCUUGAGGAAGAGGAAGAUGGAGAAUACGAGAUAGCGCAGAUUGAAAGUAGAAGCACGAGAAGAAGAUGGAAGUAUUAUCGUGUUGGACCGCUUGACACAACAAAAAGGCGACAUCAGCGAUACUCGAAUUUCCAUGCCCAAUUGAACAUGGCGAAUUAUACACGAGAUAAAGAACAUAUCCACAAACAACUUGCACUAGCGAAAGAGACUCUCGUCAAAUUAAGGGCGCUUACUGAUUCGACUAAUACGGAAAGUUUCAACGGACAGAAUGGCGAUUUCUCGGCAUUGAACGGCGCCCGUGUAUGGGAGAACUAUGGCGAUGACAAGCACGACAGCGACGAGGGAGGGAGUUCUGGAUUGGGGAUUGACUCACCGAGUUUCGACCAUCGUGCGCAUGAAACUACAUAUUUUGUAAAUGAUAAAUCGGCGGUCGCGCGUGAUAGCCUAGCUAAAGCGCUGGGCUUGCAGGUGUCGAAAUUAGAGGAUGAUUUGAAAGCGUCCCUGUUGGAGUACUUUGAACAAAUGGAAACUCAGAAGGAGGAAUUAAUCUCCAGCUUCGAAACAAUGCAUGCACAGCUCCUGAAACAUCAAGAAAUUUGUCAGCAACAUCGCAAGGAAGAGGCGGAAAGAGAGGCUUCCAUGGAACGACUGAAAGCUGCUAAACAAACAUUAGAAACGGAUGUUGAAACAUUGAAACGAGAAAAUCUACAACUGAAGUCAGCAAGUCGUACACUUGAAAAUGGAACACGUGGUUAUAGAAUUUCCCCAGGUUACGUUGAACCCGACGAGCUGAGCGAAACGCUGAUGAAGGAGAACUCACGUCUGAGAGAAAAGCUUCGCAAAUUCGAGACAACUGAGUACGCUAGAUUGGAAAGAAAAGUUGCUCUACAGGAAAAGCUUUGCGAGUCUUACAACAAAGACAUGGCAUCUAAAGACAAAUUGCUGAAGCGUUUCCAAGCUGAAAACCGAGGUUUGCACGAAGACGUUAAAAAUCUGCAAGACGAAGUGUUGAGAGUGAAUGCAAAUCGACUGAAUGCGGAGCAAGAUAAAACAAGACUUCAACAAGAACUGCAGUUUAGCGAAGAGCAAAUAAACACGCUGAGAGAAAAGCUGAGUAGUUCCAAAAAGGAAGGUAGAUAUUUACAAAGGUGUAUUAGCGAUGCAAAUUCCAAAGCAAAUAUUUCUGGCGACAGUUUGUCCGAAUUGGAGAAAGAAAUUUUGGCCUUGCGUGAGAAAUGCGAAAGUUACAGAGAUAAACUGAAUGACAAAGAACGGUUUCUGGCGUCUGUUACUAAAGAGAACCAAGGUUUAAUCAAAACAGUGGAAGCCAUGAAAAGGGAGCUUGCUGCCGUGAGGGGCGAGGAGCGUUCACUAAAGGUUGAGAACGAAAGGUUACAGAAAGAAAAUGCUGACAGGGAGAUUGAUCGGUUGAGUUCAGAAACGACGAGUGAAGCUCGCAGCGGCAAGAUUUCCAAAAUGAAACUACAACUGCACGAGUUACAGGGCAAGGUCGAUGAACUGGAGAGACAGCGUAAACAAUAUGAUGACAGAGAAACCGAGUUGAACCAGGAAGUGCUUGCGAACCUCGAGAAAUACACGAGAAUCGAGCAACGAUUGUACCUCGCCAAGAAAGAACUCGCUCAAGCUCGAGGGUUUUACGACACCAGCGAAGAGAACAAGAGAGAUCUGCUAGCAGCAGUUGAGGAUUCAAGAGCAAGAAUUGCGUCAUUAGAGAGAAAAUUACAAGCCAAGCAAAUGGAAGCUGAAGAUGAGCAUCAAAUGAAUGAUGUUAUGAAAAAUAACCAAGAUUUAAACGAAGAAAAUGCGAGACUGAGGGCCGAUUUCCAAACCUGCAAAACCGAGAUUGAGGAAUUGGAGGAGGCUCUUCAAAGUGCCCGCGAGCAAAAUUCUUUGCAAAGAAUGAGGUUGGAUGCUCAUGAAACUCUCAUGAAAAGAAAGGAUGAAAGAAUUAAAGAACUACAAACGGAGCUGCUAGAGAUUCACGAUCAAAUGAAUACUUUGACCGAUGAAAUUCUCAAGAAAAAUAGAGAGAUAGAGGGUUUACGAAUGGCAAAGAUGUUACUCGACCAAGAACUUGACUUGUUAAAAUCUGGGAAGCUGUCCGCAAGAUCACUUAAUAGAGAAGGUGUUACAAAGGAUGGGUUUUCAUCACAUCACACAGCAGACCCUGCUAGCCCAGACAGUGGGUUCUCUGACAUGGAACGAGAAAAGGAUAUUGACAGACUUAGAAGAGAAAUUUUCUCGCAGGGCAAAUUUCACCCUAGACAGUCUGUGUUGCACGAGGAAGGUUUACUGUCGAACGAAGAAGAUAAAACUAACGUUGAUCUUGUCCUCCAAACUCGCAGACUUAAGGAAACGGAGAAAAAGUUAGCAGAUGUCAUUGCUCAGAACGAAGACCUUAAAGAUCGGGAACAAGAAGCCAGGGGUUUACAACUGCAAAUGGACACGGAGCUACGUAAAGUGAUUGAAGAAAACAAAGAGUUAAGAGAGAGGGAAAUGAUGCUCGCACAGGCCUUGGAAGAACAGCAAAAUAUUCCAUCACAGGAUAAAAUCACAGAAUUCAUUGCACCUCAGCCAGAGAAAGAGAUUUUGCGUUUUGAUGAUGAGCCGGUAGAAACAGCUAUUUUGCAACCCAUUCUGGAAGCAAGUCCAGAAAACAGUUUAGUAUCAUUGGAAAACGAACCGCAAGAGAGUCUCAUCGAUUUGAACGAUGAGCUGGAUGGUUCCACUACACAACCUCUUCGCGAGAAGGUUCAUCGGAUUGAGAACAGAACUCAAGAACUGGAAGGAAAACUUCACGAUUAUGAGGCGAGUUUGGCUAAGAUGGCCGCAGAGAAAGAACAGCUGUUAUCAGAGCUAGAACAAGCUCAAGAAAACCUCCAAGACAUGGAAAACGAGUGCAAAAUAGCUCAGGAAAACAAAGAGGAGCUUCAACAAAUAAUGCAAGAAGAAUUGUCUGCAAAGGAUGAAGAGGUUGCUAAGCUACAGAAAGAGCUGUCGGUGUUAUGCGAGGAAAAAGAAGGUCUUAAAACGUUUGUAAACAGCUCCAAGGAGGAAAGUUCUCAGGCUGAAGAGCAGUUGCUUAGAACUCAGAAUUUAAUUCUGGAUUAUGAAAGACAACAGGAACUUUCACGCAACAAAGAAAAAUCUUUACAAGAGCUUUUGAGUCAAUCUGAAGAAGCCAAUGCAAAUUUGCAAGUUCAGUUAGGUAAGGUAGAACAGCAAUGUCGCAACGCGGAACAAGAAGCCAAUAAAUUGCAGCAACAGAUACUACAUGUGCAACAAGGUUCUGCAGAACUGGACCGCGAGGUCCAAGAACUCAGAGAAAAAGUUGCACAGGAACAAGAAAAACAGAAAGAAACUUGCGAGCGUUUGGAAAAAAGUUCAUACGCCGAAGAGCAGUUGUUAACAGCUCAAGAUAUCAUUCGAAACUUAGAACGACAGCAAGAAUUUUCUAGCGAUACAGAGAAAUCUUUACAAGAACAUCUGAACCAAUCAGAACAGAACAAUGCUAAUUUGCAGGUUCGGCUGGGUGAAACAGAGCGAGAGUAUCGCAAUAUCCAAAAAGAAGCGAAAGCAUUACAGCAAGAAAUACUUCUUGUCCAACAAGGGUCUGCAGGAAUGGAACACGAAGUCAAAGAUUUAAGGAAAAAAAUUGCCCAGGAAGAGGAAAAACUGGAGAAAGCAUCUGAAAAUUUGAAAGAUCUGCAGACAGAAAAUGAAGAAUUGCGACAACAACUAACGGAUGCGAACAAUACUUUAGAGAAUUCAUUGCAAGAGAACAAACGCACGGUUUUUGAGCUGCAAGAAGAAAUCCGAGAGAAAGACAAUCACGUCGAACAGCUUCAAGAAGAGUUGACUCUCGCUGAACAACGCCACGCUGAAAUUAAGUCCCUAUCGAGUAAUAACCAAAGUGAGAUUUCAGAUCUUCAGGCUGAACUUAUAGAGACCAAGGAACAAUUUUACACAGUAUCGCAAGAAAAGACAAGAUUGGCGCACAGUCAUAGAGAUCUAGAGCAAACUGUUGCUGAAAAGGAGGAGAAGAUCUUGGCUUUGGAAUUAGAGAAUAGUGAAGGCAAAAGGAUCAUUUCUGGGCAAGAAAAGAAAGUGGAAGAGCUGGUUGACAAGCUUGAAGAUUACGAAAAUGAGAACAGUAGAUUACACAAAGAAAAUGAACAAUUCAGGGUGCGCUUGGAUGACACAUUAAAGACCCAACAAGAAAUGGAGAAGUUACUGGUUGAAUCUCAAGAUGAAGCAAAAGCUCUUGAACAACAAUUAUCAGCAGCUCAUGAAAGCAUAACAGAUUUGGAGACAGCGUUUGAGAGAGGCGAAGAUAAAAAUUCCCAAAUGGAAGAAAACUUGCGCGAGGCCAAAGAAAGAAUUACAAAGCUUGAAACACAACUAGAGGAGUCUCAAAAAGAGUGCCGCGCAUUAGAGAAAGAUUGCCACGAAACAGAAAAGGAGUUUGAAAACGCUCAAACAUCUUUGAAUUCCUGUCAGGAGAAGAUUGCCAGUUUAGAGAAGAAACUGAAAGCUGCGGAAGAAAAUAUUUCAGACUUAGAAAUGGCAAGAGACAACGGACUAUCAAACGAGCAACUGCUGCAACAAAGGUUUGCAAAUGCGCGCGAGAAAAUUGACAAAACGGAGACAGAGAACAUUGAUUUGAAAGAAAAGCUUACGAAGAUGGAAAGGAAGUUGGGAGAUUUACUUUCCAAACAAGAAGCGCUUGAAGACAAGAGAGAAGAGCUGGAGAAGAUUAGCAGCGACAUUCGCCAUGAAUUGGAGUACGAACGAGAAAGACGACUGGCUCUCAAGCAAAAAGUUGAAGCUAAAGACAGGGAAAAUGAUGUUAUUCAAAGAAAAGUUCAGCUACUGGAGAAAAAUAAAGCAGAGAACGAAGAUAUUCAACACAAAGAUAUGGAGGAAAAAACAAAGCUGAGAGACGAAUUAUCACGCACUAAGAAGACAUUGUCCGAGUUGGAAACAACUAGGGAGACUCAAGAAGAAAAUAUAACCGAGAUGGAAGAUUUAUUGAGAGAGACGCGCGCAAAAAUUGGUACACUGGAACAUAAGCUGGAGGAUUCAACACGAGACAACGCUGACUUACAUGGUCAGCUGGAAGAACUUAACAGAAAGUUGAAAUACACGAAGGAAGAGAAUGUAGAGCUAGAGAAAAGAUUGCAAAAGCAAAAAGAGAUCAGUGAUGAAUUCCGGAAUAAUCUAGCGGAGCGAGAAGAGACCGCCUUGAAUUCGAAUUACAACCGCGACGCCGCUGAAAGAGCCUUGCAGUCUGUGAAGAAGGAGCUUGCCAGGAAAGAUGCUAAGUUGAAAAUGCAGAAAGAACAGAUAGACGACAUGGAAGUCGAGUCUGAAAAGACUGCCAGAAAACUCAAAGAAACCGAGGCUUCUUACAAGAAAGUUUGCAACGAGAAUGAUAGACUCGCGAAAGAGUUGGCUGAUGUCAAGGCAAAGCUGGCAAAGCUGGAGUCGUUGUACAAAGAAAAAGCGAACGUCCCUGUCGAGUCAGAAGUCACAGUCGCUAGGGUAUCCGAGCUGCAAGCCAAUCCCGUUCAAGCUGACAAGUUGAUUCGCGACUGGUCUGACAAACUAAGUACAGCUCAAACCAAAGUCACCGACCUGGAGAAUGAACUCCUCAGAGACAUAAAGAAACAUGAAAUGAGAGUACAUGGAACAAGACCUGCAUCUCAAGACUGGCGGAGAAGAAGCGCUGACAGUUUAGCCGAGUAUGGCAGGCUCAGCCGAGCUCGGACUCGUCAUCGAUCUAACCGAAGCCGAGAUAGCUCUGUGGAUUCACUCAGAUCAACACAGUCCAUGUUUGACUACAUCGAUGAAAGCAUCGCUGUUAAUGACAAAGGUGCAAAGCAAGAACCGAACAAUAUACUUUCCGCUGAUUCUAAAGAACGUAACCCUGUGGAUUCAGAUAACGAAGGUUUCUCUGGAAUCCCUGUGGUAAAGGUUAUUCCUAGUGAGACUGUUAAUGUUUCUGAAACCGACACGCAAUCAGCAGCUGCAGAAGAAGAAUUUUCCAAGAAACUGGACGAUGCAGAAAAGGACGCCUCCGAUCUUCAAUCCGUUUCACCAGCCACAGAUGAUGCUCCUGUUUUUUGGGAACCCGAGGCUUCAUCAGAGCUACACAUCGACUAUCAGUCGCCAGUUGUUCCUGAGGGGCCAUCAGGGCCAACAACUGCCACAGAGGAUCUGUUCGAUGUGACAAAAGAUUUACCGGUCUUAUUUUUCACUGAGUCAACAUCUGUCGAAGAAACUUCCACAGAUAUGGUGGAAGAUCCAUUUGAUGUGAAAACAGGGGAUGUUCUUGAUCUACAGAUCGACUAUCACCCACAAAUUGUCACUGAAUCUCCACCAGACACAACAAGCUCAACAGACAUGGCAAAGAAUGUGUUUGAUGUGAGAACAGAUGAUGCUGUGGAUCAACAGAGCGCCUAUCAGCAGUCAAAUGAUUGCCAGCAGCCAUUAUUGAUUGAGCCACCUUCAGACGAUCUGUUUCAUUUCGAGUCGCUCCCAUCAGAUAACUCCUCACUUACAAAUGUCACAGAUCUCACAUUUCGAUCGUCAUCUCCUCCUGUCUUCCCUGACCAUCCACUGCUUGUCACUUUUGAUCCUUUAGACGCUCGGCAACCUCACCAAAACAACAAUAACGACGAAGUGCUAGACCCAUUCGAAGAACUAAUGAAAAUGAAAGAAGCCCAUCAAGAUGACAACAGAGACACUGACAUGUAUGAUAUAGAUGACGUCAUCAUUGACGUCACAGAUGGCGCGAUCACUGAAGCCAAUAAUGACGCAAUCAUUGAUGUUAUCACUGAUCCCCCACACAGCGACGUAGAUGAUAUUGAUGGUGACGUCACUAACAGUCGACCAACAAGCAUCUCCAGUAAAUAUCACGUGACAGAUGGGCCAAGAGGUGACGUUGUUGAUUCACUGGAACGAAUCGUACCAGUCCCUUACAACCAAAGAGAAACGAUGAGUAACUUGACGCAUGACUGGAGCAAGGAACCAAAUGCCGCACGUGGUGAUCACGCGACACAUAGCGCUGGUAUUGACGUCAAUAAUCCACCAGAACAAGUAGAACCAGUCCCCAGGCCGAGAAAGAUGAAAGACAAAAUGAAGCCGGCUUUGUGGCCCCGGGGAAGCAAAAAAGAGAAGACUGAAAAUGAUGGGAAGAGGAAAGAUAAACCAGAUGUGCAACCUUACAGCGUUAUGAUUAUGGUGGAUGAUGAAAUCGUCAAACCGCCAUCCGAUAGAAACUUAAAUCUUGCUCAGGGAGAAAUGAAGAAACAGAAACAGAAAGAGGUAAUUCCUGCAAGACUUGCACUCGAGGAGGAACAAGAGGUUUACAAAUCACCCAGCCAAAUACGAAGAGAGCUGGAACAGGCAAGCAAGGAAAGCCAGCGACAGAUUCCACAAAAUACUAAGACAACACAGAAAGAAGUGAAACAAAACCCUGAAAAAGAACCCAAACAAAGACAUGGGAAAAAAACUAACCAAAAAGCCGAAAACGAAGGAAAACAAAAACCUGAAAAAGAACCGAAACAAAGACCUGAAAAAGAACCAAAAUUAAAACCUGAAAAAGAACCAAAACUAAAACCUGGUUCCUCUGGGAACACUUCUACUCAAUAUCACAUUGAGGGGAAAAGCCACGGAAACAGCAACACCAGCAGUGAUCAGGGCCAGGAAGGGGAACAAGACGAAGCAAUGGGAAAAGGACGGCUUAAAAAGUUAAUUGCUGCUUUUAACAAGUGAUAAGAUAAUUUAGGAAUAGACAGAAAGCAGUCGAACCUCACAUGGCAAAAUCACAAUAUCAUCUAAUGUCACUCAGAGGACAUUCAUUCAUAAUACGUUUUAGUAAUUCCACUUCAAGUGGAAAGUGUAGGACCUUCUUCAUAGAGGCAGCUUGUCAGACAGGUUCAAUGCAUACUCUUGAAUCACCAGAGUCAAUCUACAGAUUCUUCCUACUGGAAACCUUUCAUUUUGGCAACUACUAGUAAGGAGAGUUGAUCAUGUAUCAAGACAAUUUUACUUUUGUGAUCAUUGGUUCAAUUCUUAUAACCUGCAAGCAGUGUAAGGAGAAAUUAGUAAUCUCUAAUUCUAAGUUGGCCAUUAAUGCAACAGCCUGCAGGCAGAGGUCUAUGUCUGCAUUGCUGGAAGGUAAUAUGGCAGAGUGUUUCAUUCCAGAAUAUAUCCAUUCUCCUCCCAAAGAGUUUUUUGGUUUGAAUGCCCCCCCUCCCUCCCCUUCCCCCAAUCCCCCUGGAAAUCACAAUUUUGUUCACACUUUCCUUUAAUGAUUUUGGCUUUGACACUUCCCUCCCCUCUCAUGGAAAUUACUUCCAACAACCAUCCUUGGGUGGGUAUGGAUAUUUUCUGGAACCACACAAUGGCUAAAAAAAUGUUUUAGCAAUGGCCAGAAGCUUCAAGUUGGUCAAAACGAACAAAACUGAAUCAGAUAGUUCUGGACAUUUUCCUUUCAGGAAGUCGAAUAAUGCCAUUUUAAACCAUUUACCCACGAGAUUUUGGUUUAAAUUACAACACAUAAUGAAUGCCAAUUUUUUCACUCAUCUACAGUGUAGGAACAAGCCACCCGUUAUUAGCCUAAUGAAGUUUUAAUCUUUUAAAACAAUUUUUAUUGCAUGCCUUAAAUUUGUUUGUUUGUUUGGUUGG